AUGUCCGGCUUCAGACCCCUUCAGACGAUUCGGGACUUUUUCCUCCCCCGGCCGAUGGCGCCGAUGCGGACCGGCGAUGACGAGGCGUCCGGCGCCUCGCCGCCGAUCAGCCCCCGCGCCGAGGCGCUGCAAUACCAGCAGCCAUACCAGCAGCAGCAGCAGCAGCAGCAGCAGCAGCAGGCUUUCAUGCAGCAGGUCCCCACCGGCCACGCGUACAAUGGCCGGGGGCCCGGGGCCGGCGGCGCGCCGGACAGCGAUCCGCACCUGCACGGCCUCCGGCCGAAGACCGUCGAGCACCGCCAUGUGCGCGACGCCGUCGAGCCAUAUGACGGGUACCAGCCGCUGCGUGGCAGCGGCAACAGCAGCGGCAGUGGCCCCUCGAAGCCCAUCCCGGCCGCGGGCCCCCCGACGCUGCAGCAGCAGCAGCAGCAGCAGCAGAUGAACGACGGCGGGCGCGCGGCCAUGGCCGGGUCCCAGGCCGCCGCGGCGGCGGCGGCGGCGGCCGCCGCCCGGCAGCAGCAGAACUACCCCGGGCAGUUCCACGACACCAUGGCCGACACGAAGACCAUCAACGGGGUGGCCUUCACGGACAAGGACCUGGCCGCCCUGCACCGGGCCAUGAAGAAGGACCUGCCGCGGAACCAGCUCAACGACCGCGAGCGCCUGCCCUCGCCGCACGCAUUCCAGCCGCCGCAAAGCACCUUCCUGCCCAAGGGCACGGACGUCAUGCGCAGCAACAACCAGUUCCUGGGCCAGGCCACGCUGGCGCACCCGAAGCCCCCGCGCCUGCCGGAGUCGCCCUGA
This is a messenger RNA of Fonticula alba, 804 nucleotides long. RefSeq lists its product as hypothetical. The coding region runs from base 1 to 804 and encodes 267 amino acids. The record is from RefSeq and is a predicted model, not a curated record. The transcript has a single exon. NCBI's taxonomy places the organism in Eukaryota, Rotosphaerida, Fonticulaceae.